Molecule: messenger RNA, 1131 nt
Organism: Penicillium canescens
Lineage: Eukaryota; Fungi; Ascomycota; Eurotiomycetes; Eurotiales; Aspergillaceae
Product: FAD-dependent oxidoreductase
Exons: 3
Coding region: 1-1131 (376 amino acids)
Molecular function (GO): FAD binding
Source: RefSeq, a predicted model, not a curated record
AUGGUACCGGAAAUCGCGAUUGUUGGCGGUGGACCAUCGGGUCUAGCACUCGCCGGUGUCCUUGAACAGUACGGCAUUGACUACGUCGUUUAUGAGCGAAGCCGCGAGGAUGUUCCGCCUCGCGGGGUUGUCCUCAAGGAGGCCGGAUGCUUCGAGGAAUUCAAAAAGUAUGCGAGAGGGGGCUAUGCCACCAUCCAUUGGCUUUGGGACUAUGAAGGCAAUAAGCUUUUUCCCUUCGGAGAAGGACGUGACUCGCCUGAGAUUGAUCGCGCACAAUUGAAGCGAGUUCUGCUAUCAUCUGUCCCGAAACACAAAAUACGCUGGUCGGCAGGCGUCCAGAGCUCAAGCAGGAAUGAGAAUGGAGAGGUCCAACUGAACUUUACCGAUGGCACAACGACAUCUGGAUUCAAGCUUGUAGUUGGUGCCGAUGGUCUACGAAGCAAAAUUCGCCAUUUGGUGACCGCAGCGGAGCCUCAAUACGCUGGCAUGGUAUUUCUCACGCUGUUCGUUCGUCCUAGCAAUUCGUAUCAUGCAGAUCUUGAACAAUUGGCAGGACAAGGACCGAUGAUAGUCACAGGAAAGCGUAAGAAGAUUUGGAUUCAGCGCCAGGGCGAUAGUCAUUAUAGGGUGGACUUCGGGUGGUUAGGGCCUGAGGACUUCCCAGUAAAUGGAGAAGUUGACCUAUCCGACGAACAAGCGGUGAAGAAAUAUCUCCUCCGGGACGAGCAUUUUGGAAGGCAUAUGCCAUUAGUGCAUGACCUGAUUAAUGCAUCAGAAGGCCCUUUCCGCACUUGGCCGCUGUACUAUUUUCCAACCGAGCACCUCAACUGGCAACCAGCUCCCGGCGCCACAUUGAUCGGAGAUGCGGCGCAUGUGACCACCCCAUUCGUCGGCGAUGGUGUCAAUUUCGCAAUGCGUGACUCGCUCAUUCUUGCGCAGAAGCUUAAACAAUUCGGAGUAAGCUCGCAGGCUGUCGCGGAAUAUGAAAAGGAAAUGUUCCCGUAUGCCAUUGACGUUAUCACAAGGAGUGUGGCAUCUGGAGAGUUGUUCUUUGCUGAGGAUAGCCCCAAAGGCUUCAUGAAGAUGAUGGCCUCUGAUAAGCCGUUAGUUCGCUUUGAACUUGACUAUUGA